AUGUCCAUCUCCGUGGGGGUGGCGCUGCUCAGUGGGAGGUCCUCGAACUUUGAGGUCAGCCCCGACACUCGCCUGGAUGAGCUGAAGAGGCGUGCAGAGAGCGCGCUCGGGCUUCACGGCACCUUGCUUGCUCCCUCCGGGCGAAACCUCGACGGGCAAGGAACAGUCUCUGCUGCACAGCUUCAGACAGGGGACCAGCUCACUUUGCUCACAAGACCCGUGGCUCCAUUGGACGCUGGGAAGUUAGAGAAGCUAGGAAUACCGAAUCCGGAGUUGGGUCCUGGGAAGUCAGAGAAGCUAGGAAUGCCGAAUCCGGAGUUCCGGAAUGACGGCGGCGAGUUGGCAAAACUUUGGCGAUUCAGAGGUUCGAGGUUCGUGUACGUCACUCCGACGAUCACCUGGGUAGCGGGCGUGCACGUCGGGAUACGGAUCGACCUCUUCAACGCCACAGCGCUAAGUCUGCGCAAUGUGGGCAUCCAGUUGGGCGUGAGCCGCCCAACGCGGAUGGGCGAGCGCGUGGGCAAGGAGGGAAAGCCGUGGCAUUACCCCGAUGGCCUGUUAAAACCCUUGGGAAGCCCAAACAUUGAAGCCAUAACCAGCCGAAGUUCGGCGACCUUAUGGCGCGACCUGUAUCUCCACUUUCCACCGAAGCCCCUGAGCCUCGCGCUGACCCUGAGCUACACGAAGGUCCUCCUGGAAAGCUCCUCAGGUCUUACCCCCAUGAGUACUCCUGUGGCCAACUCGGCCGCCGAAGAUGUCUGGAGCGACGAUGAAGAAGGUGGAGAUCGAUUUCAUUUUGCCUGCUUUCCAGUGUCCAUGGGCCUGUCCACAUACUUCCGUCCCUUCCUGGGCUUCGACUUCCCCGAGAAAGUGCCGCUGCCACCCCCUCUGCUGCUGGCUUCUUGCAGCCAGAGCAAGACGCAGAGCGCCAAAGAUCUGCAGCUGCCAGAGGAUUGGACCCUGCGCGGUUUUCACUGCCUUUCUGGGCCGGGGGCUCGCUGCCUCGCCGGCAUCGCGUGCGACAACGAGACUCUGCUGUGCUUCAUCCUUCGGCAUUCCCGUGAUUCGCCGAGCUUGGAGAUCCGCUCCAACAACGAGUGGCUGAUUCAAGCGGUGUGCGACAACUUGAUGUUCUGGAUACUGGCUGACGCUUAG
This is a messenger RNA of Symbiodinium natans, 1155 nucleotides long. The record is from the annotation of a GenBank genome assembly. NCBI's taxonomy places the organism in Eukaryota, Dinophyceae, Suessiales, Symbiodiniaceae.